GGAACUACAGCGUCAUCGUGUUUACUAAAGUGGCUGAGGAAGCUAACGUCCUACUGUUACCUAGCCAGUUCCUCUCGUUUAGUUGUUCUUGGAUUGCAGAGACCGAAAUCAUGCCUUUCUUUACAACCCUGAAAACAAUUUCAGUUCUGCGGUAUUGGACGCGGUAAUUUAGGGGCACUCAACUUGCAUAGCUAGGUUGCAAAUAUGGAUGUUUGCUUUCGGAACUAGCUGUCCUAGCUAGUUUGUGUUAGCUGCUUUGCGCAAGGCCGCUAGAGCUCUCAAGGUACAACAAUCCAUACAUCCAUCAGAACUACCAUCAUGACUCGUGAUAUCGUGAUUGGAGACGAGCUGCCUGACUGGGCAGGAGCAAAGGAGUUUUACCAGAAGUAUGAUCCCAAGGAAGUGAUUGGCAGGGGUGUCAGCAGUGUGGUGCGCCGGUGCAUCCGCAAGCAGACGGGGCAGGAGCUGGCUGUGAAAAUCAUUGAGAUCACUGCUGAGAAGAUGACUGAACAGCAACUGGAUGAAGUGAAAAACUCUACUCUGAAGGAGAUCCACGUUCUCAACAUUAUCAAAGGACACCCUUCCAUCAUUACGCUGAUUGAUUCCUAUGAGUCAGCGACCUUCAUAUUUCUAGUAUUUGACCUUAUGAGAAGAGGAGAGCUGUUCGACUAUCUGACUGAAAAAGUGACCCUUAGUGAGAAAGAAACCAGGAGCAUGAUGCGUGCUCUGCUGGAGGCCGUGCAGUAUCUCCAUUCCCUCAACAUCAUCCACCGAGACUUGAAACCGGAGAACAUCCUCCUGGACAACCAAGGGCACAUCAAACUCUCCGACUUUGGCUUCUCAGUGCAGCUACAGCCCUCUGAGCAGCUCAGAGAGCUCUGUGGGACCCCUGGUUACCUGGCCCCCGAAAUCCUGAAAUGUUCCAUGGAUGAGACCCACCCUGGAUACGGGAAGGAGGUUGACCUCUGGGCCUGUGGGGUGAUCCUCUUCACACUGCUGGCAGGGUCUCCGCCCUUCUGGCACCGCAAGCAGAUGCUGAUGCUGCGGAUGAUCAUGGAGGGCCGCUAUCAGUUCACGUCGCCUGAGUGGGACGACCGCUCAGAUACCGUCAAGGAUCUGAUCUCCAGGUUGCUGGUUGUGGACCCCAUACAGCGGCUGACCGCAGGGCAGGCUUUGGCUCACCCAUUCUUUCGCCUGUACCAGAGGGAUGUGCGGCUCUUCAGCCCGAGGAAAACGUUUAGGGUUCUGAUCUUGACCGUACUGGCCGCCAUCCGCGUCCGCUUCCGCUACGUGCGCAGCAGGCCGGUGACGCGCGACAUCCUGGCCAGGGACCCGUACUCGCUGCGGGGCGUGCGCAAGCUCAUCGACGGCUGCGCCUUCCGCAUCUACGGCCACUGGGUGAAGAAGGGCGAGCAGCAGAACCGCGCCGCCCUCUUCCAGAACACCGCCAAGAUCGUCCUGAUCGGGCUCGAGGAUUUUGAAACUUGAAAGGGCAAAGGUUAAAACAGUCCAACACCACCCCCCUCCCUUCGCCCCCCAACCCCCCCCCCCCCCCCCCGCACAACACUGUAUUGUACUGCUACAUGUCAUUUAAUAUUUUUAAUAUCAGGUAAUUAUUGGUUUUGUUUGUUAACAUGCGUGUUUUUAUGUGUGGUUUGGAUCCAUUGAUUCAGGAGUAGCCACCCUGCCAUCUUAGAGAGCAGUGGUGAGGUUUCAUUGCACCUUUGCACUUUACUUGUCAACUAAGAGAAGAGAUGGGUCUGAAAGUAAGGUGAUACUAAUGUGCGAGGCUAUAGACACUGUGAUUUGUUCUCUUAAGAGUGCCUCAUUUGAAAGACCCCAUGCACUAUGCUUGUCAAGGUUUAGGGUGGUCUACUUCUGUCACGUGUGUUUAAAUCUGCAGGGGAAGCAGAGAUUCUGUGUUGGUUCCUGCAUUCAUUCCCCAGCUUUUCACUGAAAACUAUUUAGUUACCAUUCCUUUGCCCAUAGUGGGAGGGAUUUAUCUGAAGUUCUGCCUUUGCUGUCCAUUUGUCUUCCUCCAUUCCCCUCCUAAUUUUAAUCUUAAUCUUUAUAAGAAUGUCUACAUCAACGUUCAUUCCAUCUGUAAAGGGGAUCCAGAGCUAAAACAUAUUUGGCAUUCCCACUUGGUUAAAAAACAAACCGGAACCGGGACCUUAACAUAGAAAACAAUGUUACUGUACAAUUAUUGUUAACCUUGAUUUUAAUCUCUUUGUUACGUCCUCCUAUGUUGCGUGAAUGAAGAACAUACAAGGUUGCUGUGGACUAAUUCAUUUUAACGCUGUAGCCACUAGGUAGUCCCAUUCUGUUGGAGCUACUAUAUACCACUGGUUCAACUGAGGGCAGAUCGAAAUAGGCUGAAAGCCUCAUACACCGGAAAUGCCCCUCUAAUAUAGAGAUACCUCAGAUAUUUUAGACUUUACCAGUGGCCAGGCUGUAAAACACAGGGCAUGCUCGAGUACAGCAAACUGUUGACCUCAGAGUGUUUUACAAUGCUGUGUAACAUGAGAAAAUAUAUGUGCACAAUAUUAUUAUUCUUAUAGUCCGAGAGUGUGUAUGUGUUUAAGUUUAUCUUAUAGGAACCAUGGUACAGUGGUGGCAAGUGCAAUGAUCAAGCACUCAUUUUUACACAAGAGAGCUACAAACCACAAGCAUUGUGUUUAGAUAGAAAUAGUUAAUGCCAUUUAUAAACCUCUGAAUGAAUACCCACCAUGACUACAGACUGAAAACAUAACAUGACUGUUUAUCAGAGCACUUGGGUCAUUUUUAUUUCGCUACUACUAACAUUUUUUCAAAAGUGUAUUGUUCUUUUAUGGUAUGAACUGCGAAAAGUUACAGUUUGUAUUUUAUCAGGUUGAUUGUAUUUUAAUGUUGGUAAUCUGAAAUGUUUAAUCAGAGUAAAUUUAGUUUAUUAUCGGUCUAAAAUGUGUAAACCUACAACCUAAAUUGUAAUAUGCUAUUUUUAUCAAUUCACUGUAUUCUUGUUUUAUUUAAUUUUAGAAUAUAAAAGCUAAGAACAAUAAAUAUUUACCAACCAAA
Molecule: messenger RNA, 3057 nt
Organism: Sardina pilchardus (European sardine)
Lineage: Eukaryota; Metazoa; Chordata; Actinopteri; Clupeiformes; Clupeidae
Gene: phkg2
Product: phosphorylase kinase, gamma 2 (testis)
Exons: 10
Coding region: 319-1488 (389 amino acids)
Biological process (GO): protein phosphorylation; glycogen biosynthetic process
Cellular component (GO): phosphorylase kinase complex
Molecular function (GO): calmodulin binding; ATP binding; phosphorylase kinase activity
Source: RefSeq, a predicted model, not a curated record